Lates calcarifer (barramundi perch) is the source of this 4749-nucleotide messenger RNA. It is a transcript of the gene zyg11, whose product is annotated as zyg-11 family member, cell cycle regulator. Bases 434 to 2695 code for a protein of 753 amino acids. Lineage: Eukaryota; Metazoa; Chordata; Actinopteri; Centropomidae. The transcript has 18 exons. The record is from RefSeq and is a predicted model, not a curated record. Gene Ontology annotation, cellular component: Cul2-RING ubiquitin ligase complex. Gene Ontology annotation, molecular function: protein binding.
ACUUCCAGUGCGGUGACCUUUGUUUACGGUCUGUCUAGUCAAAAAUAGAACCAACCGCCCGCCGUGAAAACUAUAUCCUCCACCCGACUCCUUGGUCCAGAGUUUCGGUCGCUGCAGUGAUUAGUCGGUAUCUUUUAAACAUGAAUUCCGCCACAGCAGGCUGCUGUCGACAUGUCUGCACGGAGAGCGAUUUUCCACCACGGAGGCGACAACAAGUGAGCUAUAGCUAGCUGGUUCGCCGCUAACGCUGCUCGGUGACAGAUUAGCAUUAAACGCCAGGCUCUCGGACAGGUGAACAACGCAAACUGAAGCGGCUGAAGACGGAGCCGCUCGACAGCUAGCAAGUUAAGCGGUAGUUUUUCGCGGUGAAGACACCAGUCUCGGUUGCAUAAGCUAAAUCCAGAGUUAAGUUUUUCCCCCCGUUUUUAAAGCCAUGACCAUGGCCUGUAGUUUCCUAAACACGGAUGAAGCAUCUCCAGCGGCUCUGACAGACCUGUGUCUGACCUAUGUGAGCCAGAACUUGGAGUGUUUCUGUGUGAAGCGGCCCGACGGCUCUCUGUGCUUCAGAGAGGCUGUACUCUUCCCACAGGAGCUGGCAGACCAGCUGCUGGCCAAGAUGGCCACUGAAGGUCUGUUAAAUGACAGCACAGUGGGUGUAUUUCGGAACUGUGAAUACCUCCGGCUGAGACGAGCCUGCAUCCGUACAGCGCGUAUCUCCGCAGAGGCCUUCCAGAAAGCUCUCUGUCCUCACAGACUGUUGGAGCUUGACGCUGCCAGGGUCAAUGCAGACCUCACUAUUCAUGAUAUUCUGCAGGGACUGGCCACCAAUAAAUACUGUCAGGAGUCCCUCCAGCGACUUGGCUUAACAGGUCUCACCAUGUCCUCUCUGGAGGAACCAAUACGGUAUUGCUUCAGCUCCCUCCAGGGCCUUCGCUCACUCUCUCUAGCCAAUGUAGACUUCUAUGACUCUGGGCUAGUCGACGUGUGCUCCCUGCCUCGACUGGAGAGCCUCGAUCUCUCCAACACCUCAGUCACCAACCUCAGUCCACUGCUGGGCCUAAAGGAGCGGCUGCGCUCACUAACACUGCACCAGCUGAAGAGGCUGGAGAUGAGCACCGCUCAGCUGCUGGGAGUCAUACGCCAGCUGGAAGUGUUGCAGCACCUGGACAUCAGCGAUGAUAAGCAGUUUACCUCUGAUGUGGCUCGUCAGCUGCUUGGACAGCCAGGGAUCCUCCCUGCUCUUGUGUCCCUGGAUGUGUCAGGGAGGAAACAGGUUACAGAUGCAGCUGUUAAAGCAUUUGUUAAAGAGAGACCAGGGAUGACCUUUGUGGGACUUCUGGCCACAGAUGCUGGUUUUUCUGACUUCCUCUCUGGAGAAGGAAAUCUAAAGGUAACAGGCGAAGCCAACGAGACCCAGAUCUGUGAGGCACUGCGUCGUUACAGUGAGAGGGAAGGUUUUGUGAGAGAAGCUCUGUUUCAUCUGUUCAGCCUGACCCAUGUCAUGGAGAAACCACGGCCUGACAUCCUUAAGCUGGUUGUUUUGGGUAUGAAGAAUCACCCUGCCACUCUGAAUGUCCAGCUAGCAGCAAGUGCCUGUGUGUUCAACCUGACGAAGCAGGACCUGGCAGCAGGGAUGCCAGUCCGACUGCUGAGCACUGUCACUCAGCUCUUACUAGAGGCCAUGAGGACUUUCCCCAACCACCAACAGCUGCAGAAGAACUGCCUGCUGUCCCUGUGCAGUGACCGCAUUUUGCAGGAGGUUCCAUUCAACAGGUUUGAAGCUGCCAAACUAGUGAUGCAGUGGCUCUGCAACCAUGAAGACCAGAACAUGCAGAGGAUGGCUGUGGCUAUCAUUUCCAUCCUGGCUGCUAAGCUGUCCACAGAACAAACGGCUCAGCUGGGAGCAGAGCUGUUCAUAGUGAGGCAACUGCUCCACAUUGUGCGUCAGAAGGCUAAUCAGGGCGUGGUGGAUGCCACCCUCAAAUUUACACUGAGCGCACUCUGGAACCUCACUGAUGAAUCACCAACAACCUGCCGCCAUUUUAUUGAGAACCAGGGGCUGGACUUGUUUAUAAAGGUUCUGGAGUCCUUCCCCAAUGAGUCCUCUAUUCAGCAGAAGGUUCUCGGCCUGCUGAACAACAUUGCAGAGGUCGGGGAGCUGCACGGAGAGCUGAUGGUGCAAGGGUUUCUGGACCACAUCAGUACUCUGCUGCACAGCCCAGAGGUGGAGGUCAGCUACUUCGCUGCAGGCAUCCUAGCACAUCUGACUUCACGAGGAGAGGAUGCCUGGACGCUUAGCCCAGAUCUUCGAUCCUCGCUGCUGGAGCAACUGCACGCUGUCAUCACAAAAUGGCCCCCACCAGAGUGUGAGAUGGUGGCCUACAGGUCAUUUAACCCCUUCUUUCCUCUGCUGGAGUGCUUUCACACGCCUGGAGUCCAGCUGUGGGCAGCGUGGGCCAUGCAGCAUGUCUGCAGCAAAAAUGCCGCUCGCUACUGCAGCAUGUUGUUGGAAGAGGGCGGCCUGCAGCAGCUGGAGCGCGUUCACACACACCCACAGACCCACAGAGACGUCAAACGGCUGGCUGAGAGCAUACUGGACAGCCUGCAGCGCCACAGAGCCCGCACCGGCCAGCCUGCACAGACAAACACAAGCCGCCGCCCGCCACCACCGCCACCACCGCCACCUCCACAGUAACCUCACAGAGAACAGAAGACUGUCUGACCAAGAGGAGGACAUUAAAACAGGGAAUUUUGUAUGUGUGCGUGCGUGUCUGUUGUAUGCAUAUCUCACGCACACUUUAUCAAGAAUCCCAAAAGUCCACAUUGAAGGACAGAGACUACGCAAUUCUUUGCACACACACUAACCUUAUUUAUUUUCUUUGUGUUUGUUUCAAAACAAGAAUAUUUCUGUGUGCUAAUGUUGUGAUAAAAAUUAAAUUAUGAUAAGCUGUCAGUCAGUUAAGCUCAAAUCUCAACAUGAGGUUUGUGUUUGUGCUCACUCCUACUAGUGUGACUUUGGCAUCAUGAUGAUUUUCAUACCAAAAACAUGUCAGUGCACACGUACAAAUCUCAGUUUGGGAUUGAGCCCUCAGAAAAUCACUCUCCAGCUCCUGUGUUACUGAGGACUGAAUUGGUUGAUUAGCUCAUUAAAUAUACGUACGCAUGACGCUGCUGUGAGCUCAAGCAUGCUGGAGUUUGUCUGAAUGCUUGUACUGUUCAUUUUAGGAAUGCCCGCUUGUUUGUUUAUUGCAGUUUCCUGUUCAUUGAAACCCAUGCCUCCGGGUCUGCAAUACUACUGUUGCUCUCCUCUUCAUUUGGUCUUUUAUCAGCUAAUGCCUUUGAUUUGAUGUGACAGGACAUUUGCUGAGGCUGUAUUCAGUUGGUUCAGAUGUUCCAGACAUUACAGAUGAAAACCUAAAUUAUGGGGAAGGUAUAUCUCUUUAAGAAGCUCCAGUGCUAUUUCCUUACUAAACAUAUGGCAGCCCUCCAUCAGUCGCAUCAGUGGCAAAGCCAGCAGUGCUGUAAAUCAGAAAACCCAGCAUAGGAUUCACAAGAUUAGUAGAAAUUAUAGAGUCAGUUAUAUCUGUUUAAGUACAAAUGUGCUUUCUGGACUCAAAUGGCAAUAAUGACGUGGUCAGUAUAGUAAUGAUGGAUGUACAGUUGUGUAUUAAGUCACAGUUGUUUUCUCUUUGAGAAACUUUUGUAUAUAUAUUGGUAUGUUCGCUGUGCUUCCCAUUAACACGUCCAAGUGUCUUUAAGGCAGAGACAGCACUUUGCUGUGAGCAUGUGUGUAUGUACAUCUGUACAAGUAUUUGCAUCUUGAAGAGUGUAUGUAAUUUGUACAUAAUAGGAAAAGCAAGAGAAAUGGUAAUCGUUCAGGACUGGUUGACUUGGUUGUACGGAAAUUAUUCCACGGUAUGUUCCAUUGUUUGUCUUUUUUCAGUUUAUCUGAUACUUGGAGAACAAAGGGGAGGGGAAAUGGAGAAGAAACAGUGUUUACCUAGGAGUGAGUAGGGGGGGUGUUAUAGGAAAUUUCCAAGGGUAUUUCGCUGAAACCACUGAUGUGACAUAAGUAUCUUCCAGGAUGCCAUGGUACACUUCUGUUGUCCAGAGAAGACACUGUGUGCUGUAACAGCCGACCCUGACGCCCACAUUCUCUGCACUCAUUAAGGCUCCUGACACCAUUCUCUAUGCAAUCAAACGUAAUGUUACUUUUACAAACUGCUGUCAAAUCCCCCGAUACGACCAUGAUGACAUGACAAAGAAUUCUGAGGUGUGGAUGUUGACCUCAGCAAGAACAACAGUUACAGGUCCCAGGAAGUGUAUCUGUUAAUGGAAAUAAAUAUAAUAUACUGGACUACAAAUGGUACUUAAACAUAAGUGUUAGCAUAACAUACAUCACCUCAUCAGCUCAGUGAAUUAUGGCCUUGUUUUCUGUAAAUUUAUUGUUGUAUGAGCUUGCAAAUGAUGCAUGUGGCUGAUCUCAUCAGUUUCAACAUGGGCAGAGAGCAGCAUACUACACAGAACUUGUUUUUGUUCUUUUCUAUUGCUCCUUCUGAUAUGUUGGAUUGUUGAGCCCCUGAACAUCUCCAUGGAUGAAAGCCUGUUUUUUUUAACAAGAAUUUAAUUCAGAUGGAAAAUGCAAAAAUUCAAGAUACUGUAUGUCUGCUAUGACUGUGCCAUGUUGCUGCUGAGAGUCACGUUUUCAAGUUUGGAGAAAUAAAAGAAUGUACAUUCCCAUAAACUGGA